AUUCUGCCCCAGCUGAUGUUUGAGCCAGCAUGUCGCGGAGGAAGCAGGCGAAGCCUCAGCAUUUCCAAUCCGACCCCGAUCUGGCCUCGUUAUCCCAGCGAAAUGGUGAGUGCCUCCGCUCUCCCUCGCACGCAUUUCCACACAAACGCACAAAACAGCCGCUUACCUUGCGGAGCGGGACCGCCGCUCUCCGGGAGUUACGGCCGGGGGGGGUUCUUUUCCCUUUUUGCUCCCGAGUUGUCGGCUUUGAUUUUAUUCUCUUUUUUUUUUCAACUCGGCGUUCGCUUUCGCGUGGUUCUUAACGAACCCCCGAACUCUUUCCGCGUUCCCCGCCGCUUUCCCUCCGCCCUCCCCCCGCGGGGCGGGCUGCCCUCCCGAGCCCGCAGGGGACGGACCCGCGCCCCGCGGAGCGGCGGCACAAAGCGGGGCUGCGGCGGGGCCCCCGAGCCCGCACCCGCGCCGCGGAUGCCCCGGCCCGGCCACCCACACCGCCCCGCCGCCGGAAAGCUCCCCCCGGGCGCCCGCUUCGCGCCCCCCCCGCCCCGACCCCCGCGCUCCGGCUCCGAGCGCUUCCCGCAGGCGGAAAAGUUGCCGCCGGGCCGGGGGGGAUCGCCCCGCGCCGGGAGCUGCCCCGAGCCGCCAGCCUGAAGCUCCGGGAGCGCGGAGAUCCGCUCGCUCUCCCCCUCCGGUUGUUUUUUGAUUUUUCUUCGCCUCCCCUCUCCGAGUCGGUGAGCGAGGAAUAAACAGCGGCUUUGUGUCCGCCAGGAUUUGGAGAGGCACCGUGUGAAAUCUCCCUUUUUUUUUUUUCCUUUUUUUUUUUUUUUCCCUCCUCCCCCUCGUCCCUCCCCCUCCCGGUGAGGGGCUUUCGGAGGAGUUCGCCUCGGGGCCGUGCCCUGUCCGUACCUGCGCCAGGCCGCGGGGCGACAAGUGGCCGCCGGGAGCCGGGCGCGGGGGUCGGGGCAGGUACCCAGCGGCCAUGCGGCGGGCGAGCGCCGGGGCGGAGGGAGCCGGGGGCCAGAAGCGCUUCGGGCGGGCAGGAGACACAGAAAAGGGUCAAGGAAAUCGAACCACUAAGAAUAAGGACGCCCAUGUCUGUGGCAGGUGCUGUGCUGAGUUCUUUGAAUUAUCAGAUCUCCUGCAACACAAGAAGAACUGUACUAAAAAUCAAUUAGUUUUAAUUGUGAAUGAAAAUCCAGCUUCUCCUCCUGAAACCUUCCCUCCUCGUUCCCCUUCUGAUAAUCCUGAUGAACAGAUGAAUGACACAGUUAAUAACACAGAUCAAGUAGACUGCAGUGACCUUUCAGAGCGUAACAAACUUGACAAGGAAGAAUCCAUGGAUGUGGAGGCUUCCAGCAUUAACAAUAGCAGUAGCAGUUCCAAGAGUGUCAACAAUAGUAUUACAAGCAGUAACAGCUCCACAAUGGGUACCUCAGCUGUAACAACCUCUCUACCUCACAUAGGGGAUCUGACGACGUUAGGCAACUUUUCAGUAAUAAACAGUAACGUAAUAAUUGAAAAUCUUCAGAGUACUAAAGUGGCAGUAGCACAGUUCUCCCAGGAAGCAAGGUGUAACGGUGCAUCGAACAACAAGCUUGCUGUACCUGCCCUGAUGGAGCAACUGUUGGCUUUACAGCAGCAGCAGAUCCACCAGUUGCAACUGAUUGAACAAAUUCGUCACCAAAUAUUAUUGUUGGCUUCCCAAAAUACGGACAUGCCAACGUCUUCAAGCCCGUCUCAAGGUACUUUACGAGCAUCUGCCAACCCCUUGUCCACAUUAAGUUCCCAUUUAUCCCAGCAGCUGGCUGCAGCAGCUGGAUUAGCACAAAGCCUUGCUAGUCAAUCUGCCAGCAUCAGUGGUGUGAAACAGCUACCCCCUAUACAGCUACCUCAGAGCAACCCUGGCAGCACUCUAAUUCCAUCCAGCAGUGGCUCUUCUCCAAAUAUUAACAUCCUGGCAGCAGCAGUUACAACACCGUCCUCAGAAAAAGUGGCUUCAAGUAUUGGUGGCUCACAGCUCAGCAACCCACCAGUAUCUGCAUCAUCUUCACCAGCUUUUGCAAUAAGCAGUUUAUUAAGUCCUGCAUCUAAUCCACUUCUACCUCAGCCCACCCCUAGUAACUCUAUUUUCUCCAGCCCCUUGUCCAAUAUCGGAACACCUGCAGAGGAUUUAAACUCCUUGACUGCCUUGGCACAGCAAAGAAAAAGCAAGCCACCAAAUGUAACUGCUUUUGAAGCAAAAAGUAAUUCAGACGAGGCGUUCUUUAAGCAUAAAUGUAGGUUCUGUGCUAAAGUGUUUGGGAGUGACAGUGCCUUGCAGAUUCAUUUACGUUCUCACACUGGCGAGAGGCCAUUUAAAUGCAACAUAUGUGGAAACAGGUUCUCCACAAAGGGAAACUUAAAAGUCCACUUUCAGCGGCAUAAAGAAAAAUAUCCUCAUAUUCAGAUGAAUCCGUACCCAGUGCCAGAGCAUUUGGACAAUAUUCCUACAAGCACGGGUAUUCCUUAUGGGAUGUCUAUACCGCCAGAGAAGCCUGUCACGAGCUGGCUGGACAGCAAGCCAGUCCUCUCCACGCUCACCACUUCUGUGGGGCUGCCACUCCCACCGACAAUACCAAGCUUGACCCCAUUCAUCAAAACUGAGGAGCCUCAGCCGAUUCCCAUUAGCCAUCCCUCUGCUAGCCCUCCCUGCUCCGUCAAGAGUGACUCGGGAACCGCUGACCCCACAUCAAAAAUUUCCAAUGGACUUUCUGAUGAGGUAGAGGCUGGUGCUUUGCCUACCUCAAAUGGUAAAAUGGAAGAAAACCCUCAAAAUUCAAACUCCGUUGCUAACAUGAGCAGCUCUGUGAGUUCACCGGCAGCAGACUCGGGCUCCGGCGGCAUCGCCACUUUUACAAACCCACUGAUGCCUCUCAUGUCAGAGCAAUUUAAGGCAAAGUUUCCAUUUGGAGGACUGUUGGAUUCGACGCCAGCGUCUGAAACGUCAAAACUGCAGCAACUGGUAGAAAACAUCGACAAGAAGGCAACCGAUCCUAACGAGUGUAUCAUUUGCCACCGAGUUCUCAGUUGCCAGAGCGCACUGAAAAUGCAUUAUCGCACUCAUACCGGUGAGCGGCCAUUUAAAUGUAAAAUCUGUGGACGCGCUUUCACUACUAAAGGCAACUUAAAGACUCAUUACAGCGUCCACCGUGCCAUGCCCCCACUGAGAGUACAACAUUCGUGCCCGAUCUGCCAGAAGAAAUUCACCAAUGCCGUUGUGCUUCAGCAGCACAUCCGGAUGCACAUGGGAGGGCAGAUCCCAAACACCCCGGUCACCGAAAACUAUCCCGAGUCAAUGGAAUCUGAUACGGGAUCUUUUGAUGAUAAGAAUUUUGAUGAUUUAGACAACUUCUCAGAUGAGAACAUGGAAGACUGUCCUGACAGCAGCGUGCCAGAUACUCCAAAAUCUGCAGAUGCAUCGCAAGACAGCUUGUCGUCUUCCCCUCUGCCCCUGGAAAUGUCGAGUAUUGCUGCUUUGGAGAAUCAGAUGAAGAUGAUCAAUGCAGGACUUGCUGAACAACUUCAGGCAAGCUUAAAGUCAGUAGAAAAUGGGUCAGUGGAAGGGGAUGUUUUGACUAACGAUUCGUCAUCUGUCGGUGGUGACAUGGAAAGCCAAAGUGCUGGAAGUCCUGCUGUCUCGGAGUCUACCUCUUCCAUGCAGGCCUUGUCCCCAUCCAACAGCACUAACGAUUACCACAAGUCACCAAGUAUUGAAGAGAAACCAGUAAGAGCUUUAGCAAGUGAGUUUGCCAAUGGUUUGUCUCCGACCCCUGCAAACAGUGGUGCUUUGGACUUGACAUCUAGUAACACUGAUAAAAUGAUUAAAGAAGAGUCUCUGAGUAUGCUCUUUCCUUUCAGAGAUAGAGGUAAAUUUAAAAACACUGCAUGUGACAUUUGUGGCAAAACAUUUGCUUGUCAGAGUGCCUUGGACAUUCAUUACAGAAGUCAUACCAAAGAGAGACCAUUUAUUUGCACAGUUUGCAAUCGUGGCUUUUCCACAAAGGGUAAUUUGAAGCAACAUAUGUUGACACAUCAAAUGCGAGAUCUACCAUCACAACUUUUUGAGCCCAAUUCCAGUAUCGGUCCUAAUCAGAACUCUUCGGUCAUGCCUGCUAAUUCACUGUCAUCACUCAUAAAGACAGAGGUUAACGGCUUCGUGCACAGCUCCUCUCAGGACGGCAAAGAAACACCCUCUGCUCUAGCUGCUUCGGGGCCGCUGUCCUCUGCCACGUCCCCUGUCCUGCUGCCUGCUCUCCCCAGAAGAACCCCCAAACAGCACUACUGCAACACGUGUGGGAAAACGUUUUCCUCCUCCAGUGCUCUGCAGAUCCACGAAAGGACGCACACUGGUGAGAAACCUUUUGCCUGCACUAUAUGUGGAAGAGCAUUCACAACAAAAGGCAAUCUGAAGGUUCACAUGGGCACUCACAUGUGGAACAGCACUCCCGCAAGGAGAGGCAGGCGACUUUCCGUAGAUGGCCCCAUGACGUUCCUAGGAGGCAAUCCUGUAAAGUUCCCGGAAAUGUUCCAGAAGGAUUUGGCUGCACGGUCAGGGAACGGAGACCCAUCCAGCUUCUGGAACCAGUACGCAGCAGCGCUCUCCAAUGGCUUGGCCAUGAAGACCAACGAGAUCUCUGUCAUCCAGAACGGCGGCAUCCCUCCGCCGCCGGGGGGCCUGGGCAACGGGGGCAGCUCGCCCAUCAGCGGCCUGACGGGAAGCCUGGAGAAGCUCCCGAGUUCGGAACCCAACGCACCUCUAGCUGGUCUGGAGAAAAUGGCAAGCAAUGAGAACGGGACAAACUUCCGCUUUACGCGUUUCGUGGAAGACAACAAAGAAAUCGUAACAAAUUAGUAAAAAAAACUAUACAUAACAUUCCUGCAAAUAGUGCAACCUAGGGUUGCUUUUUUCAAACUGCAAGCUACAACAUUACAGAGACUUCCUUUUUUUUUUUCCUUUUUUUUUUUUUUUUGUACCAUGUUCUACUUCUAGAGUUCUAAGAGAGCUUAUUUAUUAGUGAUAUAACCUUGCUUUGCAAACAAAUGCAAGCAUUAACUUUGGUCUCCUGUAUUUUGAACUAAAUACUAAUCGACUAGAGUGCUGUAAAGUUGCUGUAACAUUUAUGGCAGUUGCGAGUCUGUUCUGCUAGGUGAUCUUAUUCUGGCAUUAACUUAUUUUCUAUACCCAGUUUAACAUGAACUCUGGUAUUGAUGCAAUGCCUCAGUGAUGCAUUAGAUCUCUAAUAAAAAUCUGUAUAUAAAUGUACACUUUGAUCCUGCUGGAAAUUUUAUCAGCAAAACACAUUGUUUAAUUUUUCCAAACAGAAUUAAGAAAAGGACUGAAAGAAUAUAGACUGAACAGUGUGGGUCCUUUACACAGCUCAGUUUUUGAUUUUUAUUAUAAAAUUAAAACUGCUUUAAUUUUUGUAGGUUUAACAUUUUCCGUUUUGAACUGUUAUUUGUAUUGUGCUUUUUACUUGAGUCGUCUUAAAUGUUAAUACAUUUCUGUACAGUAAUAAGCACGCAGAUUAUUAGAGGAGAUACUGAAGUGUUGUUUUGGUAGUUGAAACUGAGACGUAACAUUUUGCCUUGUAGGUAUAUUCAUUAUAGAAGAUGUGCUGGACUUUCACAAUGCUGCUAAAUAUAGCAUCUUGAACAACUCUCGUGGACAACUGUAGAUGCUCCUGUAUAUACAAUAAGACAUCACUUUCAUUAAAAUGUAUAUACGUUCCUUACAAGACCAAGCCCUACUCCUUGACUAAGGGAACAAGUAUAGUGUCUGUUUAUUUUGUAUUAGGUAUGGGGGCAGGGGGAACCUUGGACUGUUACAUGCACUUUCUCGGAAAGUUGAAAGGAAAAAGAGGUCCAGUUUCUUUAACAUUUAAUACUUACUAACAGCAGAGAUACUGUAAUUUUACUCGAGUAAUCAAAUACAUUUUUGCAACAGAUAACAA
Gallus gallus (chicken) is the source of this 5987-nucleotide messenger RNA. It is a transcript of the gene SALL1, whose product is annotated as spalt like transcription factor 1. Gene Ontology annotation, biological process: regulation of transcription by RNA polymerase II. Gene Ontology annotation, cellular component: nucleus. Gene Ontology annotation, molecular function: RNA polymerase II cis-regulatory region sequence-specific DNA binding; DNA-binding transcription factor activity, RNA polymerase II-specific. The record is from RefSeq and is a predicted model, not a curated record. Bases 977 to 4888 code for a protein of 1303 amino acids. NCBI's taxonomy places the organism in Eukaryota, Metazoa, Chordata, Aves, Galliformes, Phasianidae. The transcript is spliced from 3 exons.